CAUGUGCAAAGGCUCUAUCCAACUCAGGGGCAGCUGAAAGCGGGCCGGUACCAGUUGCUGGAAGGGGGCGAAUGGCCGGCGCGAGGAGAGGGGCUCGGCGCCCGGGUUUUCUUGGAGGGCGAGAGCCGGUCCAGCUGCUUGCCUGAUCUCCUGAGACCCGGUUUGGGAACUAGUGCCAGAUCCUAAAGUUCUCCAAGAGGACUUGAUUACCUGGGCCAUGACGAGCAACCUGGACAUCUUUGUGGGCAACACUACCCUGAUCGAUGAGGAAGUCUACCAACUCUGGCUGGAUGGCUACACAGUGAACGACGCGGUGACGCGUCGCAUCCGCAGCGGGAUCCUGGAGCAGACGGGGGCCACGGUUGACGUGCUCCAGAGCGACACCAUGGACCACUACCGCACUUUCUACAUGCUGGAGCGCCUCCUGCACUCGCCUCCCAAGCUGCUGAACCAGCUGCUCUUCCAGAUCCCCCCUUGUCGCCAGACCAUGCUGAUCGAGAGGUAUUACGCCUUCGACGAGGCCUUUGUACGGGAGGUGCUGGGCAAAAAGCUCUCAAAAGGCACCAAGAAAGACCUGGACGACAUCAGCGUCAAAACCGGGGUGACCCUCAAGAGCUGUCGGCGGCAGUUUGACAAUUUCAAGCGGGUCUUUAAGGCCGUGGAAGAGCUCCGUGGGUCUCUGGUGGAAAACAUUCAGCAGCAUUUCCUGCUCUCGGACCGGUUAGCUGGGGACUACGCAGCCAUCGUUUUCUUCGCCAACAGCCGAUUUGAGACAGGCAAAAAGAAGCUACAGUACCUGACGUUUGAAGAUUUUGCGUACUGCGCUGAGCAGAUGAUUCAGAACUGGACUUUGGGGGCGGUGGAUACGAACGUGGAUGAUAUGGAUGUCGACCUGGACAAGGAAUUCUUGCAGGGCCUGAAGGAGCUAAAGAUUCUGAUUGCUGACAAAGACUUGUUAGAUCUGCACAAGAGUUUGGUAUGCACAGCCUUGCGGGGAAAGAUUUCUGUGUACAACGAGAUAGAAGCUAAUUUCAAGAACCUCUCCCGAGCCCUGAUCAACAUUGCCUCAAAGCUCACCCACAGCAAAGAUGUCCGUGACUUUUUUGUGGAUCUGGUGGAGAAGUUUGUUGAGCCUUUUCGGUCGGACAAAUGGAGCCCAAACGACGUGCGUCUCUUUCUGACACAGUACACGGCUUGUGCUCACACGCUGGAUGCCUUCAGGCAUCAAGCUCUCUGGGAAAGAUACAUGGGGACGCUGAAAGCUUGCCUUCUGAAGAUGUACCACGACUGAGCUCUGCGCUUAGCUCUUUAUUUAUUUUUUUGGACGGGGGGAGGAAAUCACCUUUAGGUGCAACAAGUUCCAGGCAAAAGAGAACCCAGAGCCCUUCGGCAGGGGAGACGUUUGCUGUUCGCUUGCUGGCUGCGGCUGUUCUGCACAGACACACACAGUUGUGUGUCCACACACGCUGCCACCACCGAGCGUCACUCUUUUCUCUCUACAUCUUCAGCAAUUAAGGGUUAAAACUGUUGUUGGCGUUAAGAAAUAAAAAAGGAGUCCUCACAGAUGUUGCUUGAUUUGUCUGAUUCUGGAUGGUGUGACUGUGAAGAGGCUCCAUGGCAAAUCUAUCCAUUUUUCCUUCUCUUGUUUUCUCCCCCCACGUUGUUCUCCAUGUUUCCACAACCGUUUGCAAUAUUUUGUUGCAAACUGUUCGCUAGCAUUUUUAUGUAACUUUCUCCUCAUUUCCAAUGUUUGUAUGCAAUUCUGCCAAAUGCCCACAUUUUUGCAAAGCGCUUUUUUUGCUAAUAUAAUACAGUUGUGGGGGUUUGUUUUUUGCUUUUUAUUUUCAUGAACCCAUGCCUGCUUUCCUUCAGUCUGUGCAUUUUUUGUACGCAUAACUUGCCUGGACAACUGCAUUGCAAUAUUUGGAGAGGUGCAGAUUUCAAAGGCUGUCUGUGUUUCGCUUCUCAUAUAGUUUUGGAAAGUGGAGGAUUGGAUAGGUUCACCUUUUAAAUGUAAACGGAAUCAUAUUCCCUCUCUCAGACCCCCACAUUCCCUACUUAAGAGCAUUUGAUCUGAGGUAGCUUGAAUUUUCUCUGCAGCACAUCAAACCGGUGUGCAUCUGUAGUACAUAGGAAGCUGCCCAGAACCAGACGCUUGGUGCAUGUAGCUCAAUGCUGUGAACCCAUGGGGUAGGGGGCAAAUGCAUCCUUCUAGACCAGGGGUAGGCAACCUAAGGCCUGUGGGCCAGAUGCGGCCCAAUCGCCUUUUCAAUCCGACCUGCGGACAGUCUGGGAAUCAGCGUGUUUUUACAUGAGUAGAAUGUGCCCUUUUAUUUAAAAUGCA
This is a messenger RNA of Zootoca vivipara (common lizard), 2344 nucleotides long. RefSeq names its product FGF1 intracellular binding protein (gene FIBP). Gene Ontology annotation, molecular function: fibroblast growth factor binding. Lineage: Eukaryota; Metazoa; Chordata; Lepidosauria; Squamata; Lacertidae. Gene Ontology annotation, cellular component: nucleus. Gene Ontology annotation, biological process: platelet aggregation. The record is from RefSeq and is a predicted model, not a curated record.